AUGCGGCCCAGGCUCCUUCCUCAGAGGCACCCGCAGAUCUCUCUUCCUGCACGAGGAUUUGGGCAGAUUCCGAAGAAGGCACACCAGGUACCAGCUGCUGCUCCAGGCAUGCCUCUGUGGCUGCUCCUGGCGUCCCUGUGUCUCUCUUCAGCUCCCGGAGUCCCUGCCAUCUACCAGAGGCCAAGCGGGACUCUGCCAGCAACUCCUGCCCCCUUGCAGUACUUGCUGGAGCCCACCAACAAGAUAGUGCAGGCCCGGCGGGGGGCUUCAGUCACCCUGCCUUGCAUCCUGUGGGUCGUGCCCCCAAACUACAAGAUCCGGUGGAGCAAGGUGGAGCCAACGGAGUACCUGGAAGUUGCCAUCUUGAUCAGCAACGGGGUCCAUCACAAAACCUACGGCCCCCUGGGCAGCCGGGCUCACCUGAAACGUAGCCACCGGUAUGAUGCAUCCCUGACCGUCUCCAACCUGACCUUGGAGGAUGAGGGCCGCUAUCGCUGCCAGCUUGUCAAUGGCCUGGAGGACGAAAGCAUCUCUCUGGUCUUGCAGCUGGAAGGGGUCGUCUUCCCCUACCAAACCAGCCAGGGGCGCUAUCAGUUCAACUACUUUGAGGCCAAGAAGGCUUGCCAAGAGCAAGAUGCCCGACUGGCCACCUACCAGCAGCUUUACCAAGCAUGGACAGAAGGGCUGGACUGGUGCAACGCCGGCUGGGUCAUGGAGGGGAGCGUGCACUACCCCAUCCGCAACUCUCGCAAGCCCUGCGGAGGCCUCCUCCUCCGGCCCGGAGUGCGAAGCUACGGCCCCAAGGACAAGCAGAGAGACCGGUUUGAUGCCUUCUGCUUCACGUCAAGCGUGCAGGGCCGUGUCUAUUUCAUCAGGGGCCACUUCAACUUCAAAGAGGGCCGGCAAGCCUGCCUUAAGGACGGCGGUGCUGCCGUGGCCAAGGUUGGGCAGCUGUAUGCGGCCUGGCGAUUCUCCCAGCUAGACCGCUGCAACGGAGGCUGGCUGGAGGACGGCAGUGUGCGCUUCCCCAUCACCGCUCCCCGCCCACACUGUGGGGGGCUCCCGGACCCUGGCGUCCACAGCUUUGGCUUCCCCAGCAGGCUCCGGAAGAAGUACGGGGUCUACUGUUUCUCUGGGAAGUAGCGGGGGCCAAAGCCCCAGGCGGAGGAGGCCACAACUGAAGAACCAAGGAGGCCAACGGAUGCCGUCCUUUUCGAGUCAAAAUUCAUCGGGACCCCUUGACGGGAACUUCCCACCAUCCAUUCCUGGAGUCAGAGUUGGCCUCGAUGGUCCAGGCUAUGGUGGCUUUGACCAAACACCUGUCAGGCGGAGGACAGAGCGUGGGAAUGGCUUUGUAAAAACCUCCGUCCCCUCUGAUAUCCUGGGAAAUGACUGCAGUUCUUGAGGUCUUAGUAGUAAAAUUGUUCACCCCUUUCCUUUUUUUCUUCCACACUGAAAUCUUUUAAUAUAAGAAAUGCUGCCUGGACAUUGCCAAGGAAAAAAACCACAAGGCAACGAUACAGAGCAACGUGCAUCCUUCAACGCCCUUAACAAACUAGGUUACCAGCCCCAAUUUCUCCAUUGAAAUAGGGAACUCCUUGGUUUC
Molecule: messenger RNA, 1606 nt
Organism: Notechis scutatus (mainland tiger snake)
Lineage: Eukaryota; Metazoa; Chordata; Lepidosauria; Squamata; Elapidae
Gene: HAPLN2
Product: hyaluronan and proteoglycan link protein 2
Biological process (GO): glial cell differentiation; central nervous system development; cell adhesion
Cellular component (GO): perineuronal net; synapse
Molecular function (GO): hyaluronic acid binding
Source: RefSeq, a predicted model, not a curated record